Molecule: messenger RNA, 1841 nt
Organism: Lolium perenne
Lineage: Eukaryota; Viridiplantae; Streptophyta; Magnoliopsida; Poales; Poaceae
Product: aspartic proteinase nepenthesin-1
Biological process (GO): proteolysis
Cellular component (GO): extracellular region
Molecular function (GO): aspartic-type endopeptidase activity
Source: RefSeq, a predicted model, not a curated record
UCAGCUGUGGCCACUAGCUUCUCCAACUUCUCAGCUCUCUCUGGCGCCGCAGCUUCCUUUUCUUGCUUAAGCUAAGACUUGAAGGUAUCGUUUGGACACAGUCGCAGCUAGAGCAAACCUAACUGUAACUACCAAACCAAAUCAUAGUUUAUAUGUGAUCACGAAUAUAAAUCUGGCCUUCGUCCAAUACAAGGAUCGAUCAGCAACCGCUAGAGCUUCCUCUUCUUGCUUUGCACUUGUCGAAAGCGAAAAGAAUGGAGGCACAAAUACGGUUGCUUCUUUUGGUGGCUAUGGCGGUCGUCGCCGGUUGCGCCACCGGCGGCCUCGCCGCGAGGUCGUCCCAGCCGGGCCGCCUCGAGGGCCUGCGCGUGGCCCUGACGCACGUGGACGCGCACGGCAACUACACGAAGCUGCAGCUGGUGCGACGGGCGGCCAGGCGGAGCCGCCACCGCAUGUCGAGGCUCGUCGCGCGGACCACGGGCGUGCCGAUGAUGUCCAGCAAGGCUGCUGCGGCAGCAGGAGCCGACCUGCAGGUGCCCGUGCACGCCGGGAACGGCGAGUUCCUGAUGGACCUGUCCAUCGGCACGCCGGCGGUGCCGUACGCGGCCAUCAUCGACACCGGCAGCGACCUGGUGUGGACGCAGUGCAAGCCGUGCGUGGAGUGCUUCAACCAGAGCACGCCGGUGUUCGACCCGUCGUCGUCGUCCACCUACUCCGCGCUGCCGUGCUCCAGCUCCUUCUGCGCCGACCUGCCCACCUCCAAGUGCACGACCGCGACCAAGUGCGGCUACACGUACACCUACGGCGACUCCUCGUCGACGCAGGGCGUCCUGGCCGCCGAGACCUUCACGCUGGCCAAGGAGAAGCUCCCCGGCGUGGCCUUCGGGUGCGGCGACACGAACGAGGGCGAGGGGUUCACGCAGGGGGCGGGGCUCGUGGGCCUCGGCCGGGGCCCGCUCUCGCUGGUCUCGCAGCUCGGCCUCGACAAGUUCUCCUACUGCCUCACCUCCCUGGACGACACCAGCAAGAGCCCGCUCCUGCUCGGCUCCCUCGCCGCCAUCUCCAAGACGGCGGCGUCGUCCGUGCAGACCACGCCGCUGGUGAAGAACCCGAGCCAGCCGUCCUUCUACUACGUGAACCUCAAGGGCCUGACCGUGGGAUCCACGCACAUCACCCUGCCGAGCUCGGCCUUCUCCGUGCAGGCGGACGGCACCGGGGGAGUGAUCGUCGACUCCGGCACGUCCAUCACGUACCUGGAGCUGCAGGGCUACCGCGCGCUGAAGAAGGCCUUCGCGGCGCAGAUGAAGCUGCCGGCCGCGGACGGGUCCGGGAUCGGGCUGGACCUGUGCUUCGCGGCGCCGGCGAGCGGCGUGGACCAGGUGGAGGUGCCGAAGCUGGUGCUCCACUUCGACGGCGGCGCGGACCUGGACCUGCCGGCGGAGAACUACAUGGUGCUGGACUCCGGGUCCGGCGCGCUGUGCCUGACGGUGAUGGGGUCGCGGGGCCUCUCCAUCAUCGGCAACUUCCAGCAGCAGAACAUCCAGUUCGUGUACGACGUCGGCGGGGACACGCUUUCCUUCGCGCCCGUGGAGUGCGCCAAGUUGUGAGGGCACGCGCGCACACAUUCUUAGCCGGGGUGUCCGUGCAUGAGCAUGGUGUGUUAAUAAUACUGUACACUAGUUGGUGCGCACCGUUACAUUCAGUCAGCUCGUCUGGCUCGGUGUAUGUAUGUAUGUAUCUUUUUUUUGUGAAAGUAUGUAUGUAUGUAUCUAACGGGAUAGGGCGAUAGGCGAUGGAUAAUGAUGGAUCUGUAUAUGACCGAUGGUGAUCACUGAUCAGCA